GGCGGCUCUUCGUGUCAUCAGCAGUAGUGAAGUGAAGUGAGUGACUGUGAAUCAUUGACCAUAUCCUAUCUUGUGAACAUGUGCGAGAAGCAAGCGCAUUCUUUCGUGACCGACUAUUCACACUGGGGUCACUCUUUCAGCCACCUCUCCGAAGUGGACGAGGAGAGGAUAUAUAUGGAUUACAAUGCCACCACCCCUAUGGACUCAGAGGUUGUGGAGACAGUCACAGUUGCAAUAAGGGAGGCUUGGGCCAACCCCAGCAGCAGUUACCUUCCAGGUGUGAAGGCAAGGGAUAUAAUUAACCAGGCGAGAGAGAGUGUCUCUAGAAUGGUUGGAGGAAAACCAGAGGAUAUCAUCUUCACUUCAGGGGGAACUGAGGCAAACAACCUCGUGUUACACACUGCGGUGAAGCAUUUCUGGCAGAGUCGCGAGGUGGCGGAGAGGGAGGGACUGGACAGUUCCCAGCAGAACGGCAGAACCAUUCUACCUCACCUCAUUAUCUCCAGCAUAGAGCACGACUCCAUCCGACUGACAGCUGAACAUCUAGAGAAGGAGGGCAAGGCAGAGGUCACGUCUGUAUCAGUCUCCAAGGUGACCGGUCAGGUUGAGGUGGAAGAUGUGGUUGCCGCGGUGCGCCCCACCACCUGUCUUGUUUCCAUCAUGACUGCCAACAAUGAAACUGGAAUUAUCAUGCCAAUCAAAGAGAUCUGUCAGAAGGUGAGAGCGGUCAAUAAACAGAGACCUCUUCCCAGAAUUCUCCUCCACACAGACGCAGCCCAGGCCAUUGGGAAGAUUCGAGUAGAUGCUCGCGACAUGGGCGUGGAUUACCUGACGAUAGUGGGACACAAGUUCUUUGCGCCUCGAGUAGGAGCACUUUAUGUGAACGGACCUGGUACCAUCUCUCCUCUCUACCCCUUGUUCUUUGGUGGAGGCCAAGAGCGCAAUUUCAGGCCAGGCACUGAAAAUACUCCAAUGAUUGCUGGACUAGGAAAGGCUGCCGAGCUGGUGAACACGCACCUGUCAGAGUAUGAAACACAUCUCCGCGACAUCAGAUGCUACCUGGAGGAGAGACUAUUGGCUGUGUUUGGGGCAGAUAAAAUCCGCUUCAACAGUAAUUUCCCCGGUUCUGACAACCUUCCAAACACGUGCAAUAUAUCCAUCUUGGGUCGAGGAUUUGUGGGUCGCCGGGUGCUGGCCACCUGCAGGAGACUUCUAGCUAGCGUCGGCGCCGCCUGCCACUCGGGCCAAGUUGAUCGGCCCUCCCGUAUCUUGCUGAACUGUGGAGUGCCUUAUGACGUAGCAACCAAUGCUCUACGUCUGAGCGUGGGGCGGAGCACCUCACGAGAGGAUGUGGACAUAGUGGUGGAGGACCUUAAGCAGACGAUAGAUGUGCUGGAAAGAAUGAACUAGUACUUUUGCACCACAAGGAAGGGGAUUUCUGUGCGAUAGCACAAACCAUUGAUCAGAACUCACUGUAAUGAUUAACUGAGUUGUAUUUAAUUUUUUUCCUUUCAAAUAAUAUUUUAAUAGAUGAAAUACUAUUUAAAUUGUUAUUUUGAAUUUUAGUUGUAUUAAUUCUGUAUUUACAGUAGUUCAAUUCUUCAAACGGUCUUUGGUUCUCUCAAUGAAGUACCGACCGUGCUAGAAGUUCAGUCAAGUUCAGUCAACUUAAUAUCUGAGCAUAGUCAUGCAUUUUUGCUCUUUGACCCAAUACCCAGGGGCUUUUAAACACUACAUUAGAUGUGGCACAUGGGAUUGCCAAAAGGAAGAUAGCCAUGUGCAGACAUGUAACACAAGAUUCAACUUUCCUGUAAAGGAAUUAAAUUCUGACUGAGCAUGCAGAUGUGCCUCCACUCUGCUUGCUGCCACACGUGAACACUAGCUUGUGAGUGAAGGCUAGCUCAUCAACUUCGUCAGUCCCAUCAUUAACCCAUCAUUUUGCAUCAGGGCACACCAAUGUGAUUCCUAGACAUUUUCCCCAAAUCCUGUGACACCACUGCUGUUACACUUUAUAAUCAAAAUGCACCAGAUGAUGUGUGCCACUCAGUAAACAGAUUGUCUGAAGCUGAGAUCAGUUCUUCCUAGAAUGGUGAACCUCGACCAAGUUACAGAUGCUGCAGUUGGCUUUCAUGUCACAACAUUCAUUCCUCACAGUUGUUGUUUCAAACUCAAACACAAACUUGUUCAUGAAACUCUGGUUUUCUUCACCGGCUCCAUACUGCCAGACACUAGACUACUUGUUUGAUGGGAAAUUACCCUGUGCCUGUGGCAUCCGUUCUUUGCAAGAGGUCUGUAAGAGUUUGGAUGAUAACUUAAAUACCAAUGACAUUAGGAAGGAUGGUGCAAAUGAAGCCAUGUCAUACAGCCAUGAAGGACGUUUAUAACUAGCGUCUCCAUUCAUCUGCUGAAAUGGACAGUUUGAUCAUUACAAAGUACUACCAAAGUCACCGGGUUCCCACGGGUCAUGGAAUUUCUGGAAUAUCACGGAAAUUUGAGUGUCUAUUCCAGAUAUGGAAAGUCAUGGGAUUUUAUCAUUUGUGGGGCAAGGUCAUGGAAUAUUAGGGAAUUUUGUAGUAGCAGGUUAAAAUUUACUUGCCAAAAUACAUGAAUGCAAAUAUACACAGAAUUGAUAAAUAUAUCUGGUAAUUAGCUUUACUGCUGGCUUGAGUGGUUGUGGUUAGGUUAACUUUGCUUAUUCAAUGCCCACUCUAAAAAAAAAGUAAAAGAUUCUUGAAUGCUAUGCGGCUAAUCUUAAAUCUUCAUUCAUUGUAAGUACUGUAGGUCAUGGAAAUUCAGGUUUGUUUUCCGGGAAAGUCAGGGAAAAGUCAUGGAAUUUUACAUCUGACUUAGAGUGGGAACCUUGUAUACAGUAUAUUACAUUUGUUUGCUUGAAUCAGGGUACAACUUUAUCCAGUGUCUUUUUUUCUCUUUAUUUCAAUAUUCUUUUUUAUAAAUUAUCAUUUUAAAGAUUUCUGGGCUGUUUGCAUGAAUAUGUUGUUAUUUGAUAUGCAUCAGAAUAUUUCAAAUUAUUGUUUAUUUGGGAUAUGAAAAAAAUUGUUUCAAAUGUUUUUUAAUAAUGUAAUAUUUUGCUAAUUUGUGUAUAAAAAGAUUCUUGCACUUUAUCUAUUAUCUCUUGAUAGACCCUUGAUCAAAACAAAUGUGAACUGUGACCACAAAAGAAAAGUUUAACAAUACAGAAAUAAUGUAGAAACAGUGGAAACUGUUAUAUAAUGAUUGGUCCAUUAACAUUGGUUCCAGUGGAGUAGCAUGGCACUGAGCUUAAGGUCAUUGGCCAGAGCUAAAUGAAUUUCAGCUGGUAGUAUGCUAUCUCCUUUAACCUUACUUUUACUUCCCUCUUUCAGUGUUAAUCUGAUAAUGCUCUGAUAGAGCACCAUUAAAGUUCCAAUGGAUCGACCUGA
Alosa alosa (allis shad) is the source of this 3419-nucleotide messenger RNA. RefSeq names its product selenocysteine lyase (gene scly). NCBI's taxonomy places the organism in Eukaryota, Metazoa, Chordata, Actinopteri, Clupeiformes, Clupeidae. The transcript has 13 exons. The record is from RefSeq and is a predicted model, not a curated record. The coding region runs from base 79 to 1410 and encodes 443 amino acids.